Ceratotherium simum simum (southern white rhinoceros) is the source of this 1775-nucleotide messenger RNA. RefSeq names its product ectonucleotide pyrophosphatase/phosphodiesterase 4 (gene ENPP4). The record is from RefSeq and is a predicted model, not a curated record. Lineage: Eukaryota; Metazoa; Chordata; Mammalia; Perissodactyla; Rhinocerotidae.
UUUUAUGUUUUAGGAACCCUGAUUGCUGUCCUGCAACACAUUCAUUAUGAAGUUAUUAGUAAUACUUUUAUUUUCUGGACUUAUACCUGGUUGUAGAGGUAACUCUUCCUAUAAUUUGCCACCCAAGUUACUCCUGGUAUCCUUUGAUGGCUUCAGAGCCGACUAUCUACAGAACUAUGAAUUUCCACAUCUCCAGAAUUUUAUCAAAGAAGGUGUCUUGGUAGAGCACGUUAAAAAUGUUUUUAUCACAAAGACGUUUCCAAACCACUACAGUAUUGUGACAGGCUUGUAUGAAGAAAGCCAUGGCAUUGUGGCUAAUUCUAUGUAUGAUGUAAUGACCAAGAAACAUUUUUCUGACUUUGAUGACAAGGAUCCUUUUUGGUGGAAUGAGGCGGUACCUAUUUGGGUGACCAAUCAGCUUCAGGGAAACAGAUCAAGUGCUGCUGCUAUGUGGCCUGGUACCGAUGUGCCCAUUCACAAUACCACACCUUCCUACUUUAUGAAUUAUAGCUCCUCGGUGUCAUUUGAGGAGAGACUAAAUAACGUUACCACGUGGCUGAGCAAUGCGAACCCACCGGUCACCUUUGCAACACUCUAUUGGGAAGAACCAGAUGCAAGUGGCCACAAAUACGGACCCGAAGAUAAAGAAAACAUGCACAGAGUGUUGAAAGAAAUAGAUGACCUUAUCGGUGACCUCGUCCACAAACUCAAGAUGUCAGGACUGUGGGAAAAUAUUAAUGUCAUCAUUACAAGUGAUCAUGGCAUGACCCAGUGUUCUCAGGACAGACUGAUAAACUUGGAUUCCUGCAUCAGUCGUUCAGACUACACUCUUAUAGAUUGGACCCCAGUUGCUGCCAUACUUCCCAAAAUAAAUAGAACUGAGGUUUAUAACAAGCUGAAAAAAUGUCACCCUCACAUGAAUGUUUACCUCAAAGAAGAGAUUCCUGGUAGAUUUCAUUACCAACAUAAUGAUCGAAUUCAGCCUAUUAUUUUGGUUGCUGAUGAAGGCUGGACAAUUGUGCAAAAUAAAUCAUUACCAAAACUAGGUGACCAUGGUUAUGAUAAUUCUUUGCCUAGUAUGCAUCCGUUUCUAGCUGCCCACGGCCCUGCAUUUCACAAAGGCUACAAACACAGCACAAUUCACAUUGUGGAUAUUUAUCCAAUGAUGUGCCAUAUCCUGGGAUUAAAGCCACAUCCCAAUAAUGGAACCUUUGGUCAUACUAAGUGUUUGUUAGUUGACCAGUGGUGCAUUAACCUCCCAGAAGCCAUUGGAAUUGUUAUUGGUGCACUCUUGGUCUUAACCACUCUAACGUGCCUCAUAAUAAUCAUGCAGAAUAGACUCGCUGUACCCCAUACAUUUUCCCGACUUCAGCUACAGGAAGAUGAUGAUGAUCCUUUAAUUGGGUAACAUGUGCUGAGGUUUAUACAAAAUGUCUUUGGUUAGUCACAGAACUAAGGGUACACCCAAGGAAUGGUGUUAUAACUAUGGAAAAGUAUACUUCGGAAGACAAAGAACUUAGACCCAGCAUGCUAAAAUUAUUUUGUUUUGUUUUGGUGCAUUAGCUAAUAGAAAAAACUCUGACCAUAGUAAAAAUUGCUAGUAAAUCAUUAGUUAACACCAACUAUUUCUCUGACUAGAAAUGUUUUUUAAGAAAAAUACUGCCUCUGCCUUUUUUUCUUUCUGCAAUGAAGAUUUGACACAUCUUUAGAUAAAAUAUACCAAAAUUUAGUAGGCAUGCUUUUCUAAUAAAUUUUUAUAUUUGUAAGUGAAACAA